GGGGUGCGGAUCUUGAGCUCCGCGGACAGACUUCAUUGGCUUGCGGCGCCGCCACUCGGAGAAACGUGCCUCAACCCGGAAGUGUGAGAGCCGAAAUCUGCCUAGCAACCGGGGAAGCCGGGCUGUGAAGCGGGCAAUUUCAGAGUGAGAAGGAGCGGCGAGACCGAGCUGCGGCUCGGAGCCCGCCGCAGCAGCUCCUCCCGCCCGGGGUCAGCGCCCCGGAGCGCGCACGCGCACCCUCGCUGCCCAAGCGCGCCCCACGCCGCCCGCGCAGUCGGUCCGUCGGUCGUCUGUCGUCCUGUCGCUGCCGCCGCCGCCUCAGGCUCUACCUGAGGGAGCCGUCGCCUUGGGACGCGACCAGACCCGACUCCAGUACCCAGCCGGACGCCCGCCAGGGGCCCAGCUGCCGGCCGCGCGGAGCCCAGCAACUUCAGGUUGGCCAGCAAGUCCAGCCAGCACGUCCACACAAGUUGCCUUUUGACAGAGCUGUGGCCAUGGCCACCUGGUAGGUCCAGUGUCCUGGACCCUGAGGCCAGAAUGAGUGAAGAAGUAUGCCGAACCCGCAAUCAGAAACGAGUCCUUGAACCUGACCCAACAGAACAUGAUGUGGAGAGCAAGAAAAUGAAGAUGGAGAGAGGACCAUUAGAGCUGACCAUGGAUGGAGACACCAGGGUGACGCCGGAGCCUGGUGCAGGCCCAGCCCAGGGAUUGCUUAGGACAGCAGAGGCCUCAGUCACAGGAUCAGGCGAAGGGCUGGUGGGAGAUGGGCCUGUGGACAUGCGCACCUCACACAGCGAUAUGAAGUCUGAGAGAAGACCCCCCUCACCUGACGUGAUCGUGCUGUCUGACAGUGAGCAGCCAUCAAGCCCAAGAGUGAAUGGGCUGAAUACAGCGACCAUGAAGGACACCAGCACUGAGGCGCUCCUGAAAAGCAGCCCGGAAGAGCGGGAGAGGAUGAUCAAGCAGCUGAAGGAGGAGCUGAGGCUGGAGGAAGCAAAGCUCGUCCUGUUGAAGAAGCUUCGGCAGAGUCAAAUCCAAAAGGAAACCACAGCACAGAAGCCCACAGCUGCCUCAGGGAGCACUGUAACCACUCCUCCCCCGCUUGUGCGGGGUACCCAGAACAUUCCUGCUGGCAAGACAUCACUUCAGACCUCCUCCGCCCGAAUGCCCGGCAGCAUCAUCCCACCACCCCUGGUUCGAGGUGGGCAGCAGGUGUCCACUAAGUUGGGGCCACAGGCCAACUCCCAGGUGGUCAUGCCACCGCUUGUCAGGGGGGCCCAGAUCCACAACAUCAGACAGCAUUCCUCCACGGGGCCACCACCCCUCCUCCUGGCUCCCCGAGCCUCAGUGCCCAGCAUGCAGAUUCAGGGACAGAGGAUCAUUCAGCAGGGACUCAUCCGUGUAGCCAAUGUCCCCAACACUAGUCUGCUGGUCAACAUCCCACAGCCCACUGCAGCUUCGCUGAAGGGAACAACUGGUGCCUCCACUCAGGCCAACUCCACCCCCACCAGUGUGGCCUCUGUGGUUGCGUCUGCUGAGUCCCCAGCCAGCAGGCAGGCAGCUGCCAAGUUGGCACUGCGUAAGCAGCUAGAGAAGACAUUGCUGGAGAUACCCCCACCCAAGCCCCCCGCCCCAGAGAUGAACUUCCUGCCCAGCGCUGCCAACAAUGAGUUCAUCUACCUGGUUGGACUGGAGGAGGUGGUACAGAACCUGUUAGAGACGCAAGCGGGCAGAAUGUCUGCUGCCACAGCCGCUGCCGUGCUGUCCCGGGAGCCCUAUAUGUGUGUGCAGUGCAAGACGGACUUCACGUGUCGUUGGCGCGAAGAAAAGGGCGGGGCCAUCAUGUGUGAGAAUUGCAUGACCUCCAACCAGAAGAAGGCGCUCAAGGUGGAGCACACGAGCCGCCUGAAGGCCGCAUUUGUGAAAGCACUGCAGCAGGAGCAGGAGAUGGAGCAGAGGCUGCUGCAGCAAGGGGUGGGCACAGGCAGCAUCAAGGCCGAGCCCACUGCCACACACCCUGUGCUGAAGCAGGUCAUAAAGCCCCGACGUAAGUUGGCGUUCCGCUCAGGAGAGGCCCGCGACUGGAGUAACGGGGCCGUGCUACAGGCCUCAAGCCAACUGUCCCGGGGCUCGGCCACAACGCCCCGUGGUGUUCUACACACGUUCAGCCAGUCACCCAAACUGCAAAACGCAGCCACAACUCUGGUCAGCCGGACUGGCAGACAUUCCGAGAGAGCCGUGGGCACCAGCAAGGGCACCACCACCAACUGGAAGAAGACACCCUUGAGUGCAGGUGGGACCCUUGCAUUCGUCGGCCCAACCUUGGCAGUGCACAAGACCUCGUCAGCUGUGGACCGCCAACGAGAAUACCUCCUUGACAUGAUCCCGCCACGCUCCAUCCCCCAGUCUGCCACGUGGAAAUAGUGCUAGCCUGACCCAGCGGAGGAGGACAGGCCCUCCGCCCUCCCACGGCCCCUGGUCUGGGACACACUGACGCCCUAUUAGCCUGCUGCCUGAAAGACCUCGGGCCUUGGCUGCUGCCUUGCCAUGGCCAGGAGAGGGCACUGCCCCAGCGACAAGAAUCCAGGGACCUUCCCCCGUGGACCUUCUCCUUCCUCUUUGCCUUUAGUUUGCCUGACACCAGCAGAAACGUGGACCUUAGGGCCAGCUCUGCCCUGGCCUGUGUGGGUGGUGGCUCACCCUAGACACUGUGACAUGCCUGUGCCAGGCUUGCGCCAGCCAGGGGCUCCCAAAGUUAAGCCGGGGUUUCCUUUUCUUUCGGCUUUUCCCAUAUUAGGCCCCAGUCUUUGCCUCUUCAUGGGCAUCUAUAGGUUGAAAGUUUUUCUUUUGUUGUUUUCUUGUUUUUGUUUUUGUUUUGUAAUCACCUCAUGAUGAUGGAAUUAAAAAGAGAACUGUGCAGACCCUGGGUCCCUGUUGUGCGGUGUGGUCCUGGCAGGCCCCAGCCCCAGAGGGCAUUCCGAGUGGCAACACCCAGCAGUGGUCGUUGCCAUCCUUACUCCGGCUGAACCUCUGCUGCUGCUUGCUACGAGACCCUUGGAGUCCACGUGUAUCAGAAUGAUGGCAGCCCAGACCCCCACCAGACACCCAGGGGACUCCAAAGGAACAUGGGGUCACCAUGCUGGAGCUCAAGCUGGCUGCUGGUGGGGAGGCUGCUGGGGUUAUUUUUUGUGAUUUAUUUUAUUAAAUUUUCCUUUCUUUUUGAUGAACACAAUCUCAAGCUGCCUGUGCCUGCCAAGAGGAUGCUUGGCAGGUGGUGCCAGCCAGAGCCCUUAGAGCUGGGAGUCGUCAGGGUUUGCUUCUGACUUCCUUUCUCUCUUCCUUUUUAGUCCACAGCCAUGUCUUUGAAAGGGCAGGUCUACUUUAGUUUUAUUUUGUUUCCUUUUCCCUCACUCUUUGAAAACUGGUUCUGUGGUAAAAGGCAGAAGCCUCACCGAGUCCAGCACGUGGCAUUUGCGGCGAUGGGUCACCAUUCCUGUCCCGCUCUGGCCCAAGCUUCCCUCGAUGUGAUGCAGUUGGGGACUUUAAUUUAAACCCUGUUCUGAGGCCCAUCGCCAUCUGCAGAUAUGCUCUGCCACCUUCUAAUAAAGGCUCAUUUAACCCCGUG
Molecule: messenger RNA, 3625 nt
Organism: Nannospalax galili (Upper Galilee mountains blind mole rat)
Lineage: Eukaryota; Metazoa; Chordata; Mammalia; Rodentia; Spalacidae
Gene: Gatad2a
Product: GATA zinc finger domain containing 2A
Exons: 13
Coding region: 538-2424 (628 amino acids)
Biological process (GO): negative regulation of transcription by RNA polymerase II
Cellular component (GO): NuRD complex
Molecular function (GO): sequence-specific DNA binding
Source: RefSeq, a predicted model, not a curated record